Messenger RNA from Colletotrichum abscissum, 1506 nucleotides. RefSeq lists its product as uncharacterized. The coding region runs from base 1 to 1506 and encodes 501 amino acids. The record is from RefSeq and is a predicted model, not a curated record. Gene Ontology annotation, molecular function: oxidoreductase activity, acting on paired donors, with incorporation or reduction of molecular oxygen; heme binding; monooxygenase activity. Lineage: Eukaryota; Fungi; Ascomycota; Sordariomycetes; Glomerellales; Glomerellaceae. The transcript has 6 exons.
AUGGGAAUUUCAAACGAACUGAUUGUCGUGCGGCUGGGCAACCCGGAUGUGAAGACUCUCUUAUCAGCAUGCCUAUUCCUCAUACUUGCCUACGGAGCAUUGAAGGUCCUCAAGGCAUUAUGGAAUGGCCUCACAGGCCCGUUGGCCAAGAUACCUGGGCCGUGGCUCAAUAGGUUCACGGCUCUGCCCUGGAUGGUGGCAGUCGUUAGAGGCAAGGCGUUUGAGAAGGGGAUCAACUACAACCGUAAAUACGGUGACAUUGUCCGAGUCGCCCCCGAUCUCGUUCUCGUCUCCGAUGAAAAGUCCGUCCACCAGAUUCUAGUAGGAAUGGACCUCCGAAAGAGCGUCCUGUAUGAAAAGUUCAGCCAAAACGAAGACGGCGUCACGCUCUUCACCAUGCGAGAUCGGGCGCAGUACCGCACCCGGCGAAGGCUCUUCUCUCAUGGCUUCUCCAUCAGUUACCUCAAGGGCCUUGAGCCGCUGAAGCUGAGUUGUAUCGAGGCGCUCGAGGAGUUCAUCGACAAUCAGUGCGUCCGGGAUGGAGGCGAAACCGUCAUUGAUGCUUGGAACCUCAUGGGCCGCCUGGCGUCCGACAUCAUGAGCGCAACUGCGUUUGGGGGCUCGUUUGAGUUGGUGAAGAAUGGAGAGCAUCCUAUCCGCAAGAAGUUCUCUGAGAGCUUUAAGAGGGGCACAAUUUAUCAACUCCUGCCCUUCUUGAAGUAUAUCCCCUUCCUACCCAAAUUUCGGGAUCCCGAACUUGCUCAACUCAUCAGUGAUAUCAUCGAAAAGAGACAAGCGUCGACCGACAAGCUGGCCAAGCCUGACCUGCUACAGCUCCUCCUCGACACGCAUGAAGAGAACCCAGAGACAUUGUCGCGUAUCGAGGUGUUUUCCGAGAUGCUCGUCUUUUGGCUAGCGGGCAGCGAGACGACCGCUAGCACGCUCACAUUCGCAAUGAUGUUCUUGCUCAAUGACCCCCCUUCCUACCAAAAACUUGUCAACGAGAUUCGGGGGAGGUUUCCGUUAUCGAAUUCGCCGGUUUCAGACGACCAAACGACGGACUUGCCGUUCUUGCACGCUGUUUUGAAAGAGACAAUGAGGCUUGCUCCUCCGGCAACUGGCGGGCUUCAAAGACAGACUGAUGAAGAUGUGAUUCUGUCUGAUCACUUGAUCCCAGCUGGGACUAGAGUGACUGCAAACACCACCGUACUGCACUGGGAUGAGAAGCAGUGGCCUGACGCAGAGAAGUUCGUUCCCGAGAGAUGGCUGUCUGACUACAAGGGCACGGCCGCCAACGAAAGAACGGCAUACUACCCCUUUUCUGCGGGAUCGCGGAACUGUAUUGGAAAACAAUUCGCGUGGACGGAGCUGCGGCUCACCCUUGUGUCUCUACUUCGGCGGUACGACCUGUCUCUGAUGCCCAAUCAGUCUCAUGAACUUGUUCAUUUCACAGUCCUUCAUCUGAAAGCGGGAAAGUACAUGAUUGGCAUCAGACCUAGAUCUUAG